This is a messenger RNA of Eubalaena glacialis (North Atlantic right whale), 3898 nucleotides long. Its product is annotated as retinitis pigmentosa 9 protein-like. NCBI's taxonomy places the organism in Eukaryota, Metazoa, Chordata, Mammalia, Artiodactyla, Balaenidae. The record is from RefSeq and is a predicted model, not a curated record. Gene Ontology annotation, biological process: RNA splicing. The coding region runs from base 67 to 729 and encodes 220 amino acids. The transcript is spliced from 6 exons.
CGCUGCGGGGCCGGACGGGCGCGGCGCGGAGGAAGUGCGGUCUUUGCGGCUCGGCGCGGGGCCGCAAUGUCGUCCCGGCUCGGGCGCGACGACUCAGGGACCGGGGGCGCGCGGCGGCCGCGGGAGCCUCCGGAGCAGGAGCUGCAGCGACGCCAGGAGCAGAGGCGGCGGCGGCACGACGCGCAGCAGCUGCAGCAGCUCAAGCACCUGGAGUCCUUUUAUGAAAAACCUCCUCCUGGACUUAUCAAGGAGGAUGAGACUAAGCCAGAAGACUGUAUACCAGAUGUCCCAGGCAAUGAACAUGCCAGGGAAUUUCUGGCCCACGCACCAACCAAAGGGCUUUGGAUGCCACUGGGGAAAGAAGUCAAAGUCAUGCAGUGUUGGCGCUGUAAACGAUAUGGUCACCGAACAGGCGACAAAGAAUGCCCUUUUUUCCUCAAAGGCAACCAAAAGUUAGAACAGUUCAUAGUAGCACAUGAAGAUCCCAUGUAUGACAUCAUACGAGAGAAUAAAAGACAUGAAAAGGAUGUAAGGAUACAACAGUUAAAACAGUUACUGGAGGAGUCAACAUCAGAUGAAGAUGGGAGCAGCUCCAGUUCCUCAGAAUGUAAAGAGAAACACAAGAAAAAGAAGAAAGAAAAGCAUAAGAAAAAGAAGAAAGAAAAGAAAAAGAAGAAAAAACGAAAGCAUAAGUCUUCCAAGUCAAAUGAGAGUUCAGACUCAGAAUGACAAGAGCUUGACUUGUUCAACAUUCUCUUCUCAAAAAUCAAACACUGUGGCCAAAGAUCAAAGGAAUGUGGAAUCAGAGAGCAAUAGGAGAGAGAGACACCAAGAGAGGAGGAGAUUUGGUGUCACAGGUGUGAAUUCUCACCUACCUUCCAGUAAAGAUGUGACCCCCAGGAGAGUGAGUUGUAUUUUGCCAGGUGCCGGCUCUGGACAGCAGCUGAUUUCAGGCUGGAAAGCUUUUCUCAUUGUUCUCCUCCCUGCUGAUCACUGUGAGUCCUGAUUCCUUAGAAAUGCCUCUGGCAGGGUGGCCAGACUAAGGGAAUCUCUGAGGAAGCUCUUCCAGGUGCUGCCACAGCUUCUACCCUCCAUGGUGGGGCUACUUAAUGCCCUUAGACUUCAGGCUUGACUUUCCUCUGUCGCUGAGGAUAAAAGCUCAUUAUUUUAUUUAUUUAAAAAAUACUCAUUUAUUUUUGAAUCAUAAUAAUAUACUUAUAUGGUCCAAAUUUAAAAGGUAUAUAACGGGAAUUCCUUGGCUGUCCAGUGGUUAGGACUCGGCCCUUUCACUGCCACGGCCCGGGUUCAAUCCCUGGUCAGGGAACUGAGAUCCUACAAGCCACGACGUGUGGUCAAAAAAAAAUUAUAAAAGGUAUAUAAGGUUUAAUCAUGAAAAACUUUCCUCUUCUCUUCCCCAGCUAUUGAGUUCCCUUUCCCAAUGGCUAUCCAUUUUACCAGUUUCUUGUGAAGUCAUACAGAAAUGUUUUGUAUAUCACAAGCAAAUGUUUUUUCUCUUUUUUAACACAAAUACUAGCAUACCACACACAUUUGUCUGCAUUGUUUUUUUCAUUUUUUAAAUCAACAGUGUAAAGUAUGUUGGUCUUUGCUGCACACAGAAGUCUUGAGAUCGUAAAUCCCUGUUAUGUUUGGUUGAGUUUUUUAGGGGGAAAGGCUAUCCUAUAAUAACAAUGAACAAUCAUUGUCUUUAUCUUCCUUAGCACUUACUGCCAUUGUCCCAUGAUUAUUAUUAUUCCCAGAAUAAUUGAUUCAGAAAACUUACAAGGAUAUAGGAAUUACUGUACUGAGUCAGCUACCCACAUCCCCAAAUAUAUCCUCAUCCUGUUGGCUAAGCACAGCCUACACGAGAACUUCUGGCUUUGACUGCUGGAGCUGAGGCAGCUCAGCAGGUUGGGAUGGUGCCUGCAGCUAGGAGAGGGCGUCUGUUCUUGCUGAGCCAAAGUGGAGCCAGAUUUUGCUCAUGAGCAAGUGUCCUUCCCUCUCCACUAGGGUCUCUUGCUGUUUUCAUCACUCAGGGUCCCAGGAACUCACUGUUCCCACUGCCUGCCUUUUUUCCUAGGGAUUGGAUUCCCCCCUCUUUAAAGAAUAACCAAUGUGGGCCAGGCUGACUCCUUCCCAAUUCUCCUCAGUAACUGCUCCUAGUCUUGGCCUUGGAAAGUUUAUCUCAAUAACACAAUUGGCUGGAAUGGCCCAGGACCUGCUCUUCCUGAAAACCCUAAGCCCAGUUAAUUCAAGCAGUGCCUUACACUUACCCUUGGCAUUUCUAGCUCAGCAUGCAGCAGAAAAUUCUCGUUCCAGGAAUUUUCUUUCUCCUGCUAGAGUCCCAUUCAUGAUAAACAUAUUCUAUUACAAUAUGGAAGAAUAAUAUCAAUGAUUCUUGAGCUUACGGUGCAUCAAAAUGACCUGGAGUGCUUGUUAAAACAGAUGCCCAUGCCCUACUCCUAGUUUCAGAAUUUCUGAUUUAUUGUACUAAUUCUGGAAUGGACUGUGGAAUUUGCAUUUCUAACAAGUUCCCAAAUGAUGCUGAUGCUGUCAGUUUGGGGAACAGAUUUGAAGAACCGCUGAUCUAAAUGUUUAACCUCUUACUAAAGCCUUUCUCCACUUUCUGCUUUAACGGGAAUCUCUCCAUCCACUGUAGCCCCUGCAAGUUAAUUCCUGUCCCUUCUCCCUCACUCCAGGUUUCUCUGUCUUCUAUUUCCGGCCUACAUUCUGUGGUCCAUCAGUUAAACCUGUUAUCUCCCUUGACCUGUGGUUUUUCUGCCCAGCUUACCCAAAAGAACCUCAAACCAAACUCCUCCUCCUCUGUUCUGAUUCCCAGACUGCAGAGCCCAUAAAGCUGUCAAUCAAAUUCCUUCAUCCUAUAACCUCUUUCCUCAAACUCAGUACUCUACUAUUAAGGAAGUCAAAAGAAGCCACCAGACCUCCCUUUACCAAGGUAUCUUAACAGCCUGCCAUCAUGGUUGUGGUAGGCGAAAUUGUAAAACAACCCCAAGGUUUCCUACCCAAACCUGUAGAACUGUUACUUUAAGGGAUUUUACUCCCAUGAUUAGAUUAUGUUAAAAGAUAGUUUGGCCUUUUAAGGGUGACUGUUUGGGUGAUCUGAACCAAAUCACAUGAGAUUUUUCUUUUUUUAAUUUAUUUGUUUUAUUUUUAUUUAUUUUUGGCUGCGUUGGGUCUUUGUUGCUGUGUGUGGGCUUUCUCUAGUUGCGGCGAGCGGGGGCUACUCUGUUGUGGUGCCGUGGCUUCUCUUGUUGUGGAGCACAGGCUCUAGGCACGCGGGCUUCAGUAGUUGUGGCAUGUGGGCUCAGUUGUGGCUUGCGGGCUCUAGAGCGCAGGCUCAGUAGUUGUGGCACAUGGGCUUAGUUGCUCCGCGGCACGUGGGAUCUUCCUGGACCAGGGCUCGAACCCGUGUCCCCUGCAUUGGCAGGCGGAUUCUUAACCACUGUGCCACCAGGGAAGCCCUCGCAUGAAAAUUUUAAAACCAGAGUUUUUUUUCUGGCAGGUAGCAAAGUAUGACAGUGGUUCCCACAGAGGUUUCUGCUCCAGUAAGUUUUGACUCUAUAUCUGCCCAUCUCUCCAAUUUUUGGGUCAGCGGUUUGCCCUGUGACCUCAAUUCUCUGAUAGAUUUAAGAAGAUUUGAUGAUUAGUUUGUUCGGUUUUUUACUUGUUAGGACAGAGUGAAGACUUCUAAUCUCUUUACAUGCCAGACCAGAGACCGGAAGUUGAUGGAUAUUGCUUUAAGCCACUACAUUUGUGGUAAUUAGUUCCUGCCCACAUCUGGAAAAUUCGUGAGGGCAGAGACCAUCUUGUUUCAUGCUGUAGUCUCACCUUCUAACACAAUGUGUCAUGCAUGGUGGUGUUCAAUGGGAAUUUAUUAAAA